Eimeria acervulina is the source of this 792-nucleotide messenger RNA. Its product is annotated as Phosphatidylinositol-4-phosphate 5-kinase 9, related. The record is from RefSeq and is a predicted model, not a curated record. The annotation marks the transcript as partial. Lineage: Eukaryota; Apicomplexa; Conoidasida; Eucoccidiorida; Eimeriidae. Gene Ontology annotation, molecular function: phosphatidylinositol kinase activity. The transcript has 8 exons. Gene Ontology annotation, biological process: phosphatidylinositol metabolic process.
ACCGCCGUGAGGUUUACAGACUAUGCACCGAUGGUGUUUAGACGACUCAGGGAGAUGUUUCAAAUAGACAGGGCAGUGUAUAUACACUCCAUCGGCCCUGAACAAGUUAUCUCUAACCUGCUACUCGGAAGUUUAUCGUCCCUGUGUGAGUUGGUUUCGGAGGGAAAGAGCGGUGCUCUGUUUUAUUACACAGCAGAUGGGAGGUACAUCAUUAAAACGGUGUCUCGAUCGGCAGCUGCGGAGCUGCGCCGUUUGCUUCCAGCUUACUAUGAACACUUUGUCCAAAAUCCAGACAGCCUUUUAACGAGAUGUUUGGGGCUGCAUGCAAUUAAACAUGCUUAUCCAAGCAGACGCAAACUCAGCACUUUAGCAAACCAGGUACAGCAGAAGACUUAUUUUUUAGUAAUGGAGAAUUUAUUUCAUACACCGGUGCCUAUACACCGCAGAUAUGAUCUCAAAGGCUCCUCGUACAAACGAACCCUCGCUCCUGAAAUCCGGGUGGACCCAACGGUGGCUUUGAAAGAUAAUGAUCUCGAACGCGAAGGCGAAAAGAUCGAUAUUGGCCCCGAAAAGGCAGCGCGUUUGCUGAAACAGCUGCAGCAAGACGCUAACUUUUUGUGUGUGCACCGCCUUAUGGAUUACUCACUUCUUAUCGGCAUUUAUUACGCUAAUAAGAAUGCAGGUUAUGGGGGAGGGUUUAUGAUGCGGUUUGUGGGCGUGCAGCACAAGCCAAGCGAUGAACGCAGACAGCACAGUGCCCUUCUGGAGGCAGGAGUUAGGGGGUCUCGCUAG